Rhea pennata is the source of this 2776-nucleotide messenger RNA. RefSeq lists its product as uncharacterized. The transcript has 2 exons. The record is from RefSeq and is a predicted model, not a curated record. NCBI's taxonomy places the organism in Eukaryota, Metazoa, Chordata, Aves, Rheiformes, Rheidae. The coding region runs from base 1697 to 2776 and encodes 359 amino acids.
GGGCUCGGCCCUGCCCCACGGCGCCUCUGGGGGCUCGGCCCUGCCCCAUAGCGGCGGCAUGGGGGCUCGGCUCUGCCCCACGGCGCCUCUGGGGGCUCGGCCCUGCCCCAUAGCGGCGGCAUGGGGGCUCGGCCCUGCCCCACGGCGCCUCUGGGGGCUCGGCUCUGCCCCAUAGCGGCGGCAUGGGGGCUCGGCCCUGCCCCACGGUGCCUCCGGGGGCUCGGCCCUGCCCCAUAGCGGCGGCAUGGGGGCUCGGCUCUGCCCCACGGCGCCUCUGGAGGCUCGUUCCUGCCCCACGGCGCCUCUGGGGGCUCGGCCCUGCCCCAUAGCAGCGGCAUGGGGGCUCGGCCCUGCCCCACGGCGCCUCCGGGGGCUCGGCCCUGCCCCAUAGCGGCGGCAUGGGGGCUUGGCUCUGCCCCACGGCGCCUCUGGGGGCUCGACCCUGCCCCAUAGCGGCGGCAUGGGGGCUUGGCUCUGCCCCACGGCACCUCUGGAGGCUUGUUCCUGCCCCAUGGCGCCUCUGGGGGCUGGUUCCUGCCCCAUGGUGGCGGCGUGGGUGCUCGUUCCUGCCCCACGGCUGCGGCGUGGGGGCUCGGCUCUGCCCCACGGCGCCUCUGGGGGCUCGACCCUGCCCCAUAGCGGCGGCAUGGGGGCUUGGCUCUGCCCCACGGCGCCUCUGGAGGCUUGUUCCUGCCCCAUGGCGCCUCUGGGGGCUGGUUCCUGCCCCAUGGCGGCGGCGUGGGGGCUUGACCCUGCCCCAUGGCGUCUCUGGGGGUCGGCCCUGCCCCACAGCGGCGGCGUGGGGGCUCGGCCCUGCCUCACUGCGCCUCUGGGGUCUUGGCCCUGCCCCAUAGCAGCGGCAUGGGGGCUCAGCCCUGCCCCACGGCACCUCUGGAGGCUCGUUCCUGCCCCACGGCGCCUCUGGGGGCUCGGCCCUGCCCCAUAGCAGUGGCAUGGGGGCUCGAUCCUGCCCCAUGGCGUCUCUGGGUGCUCGUUCCUGCCCCAUGGUGGCAGCAUGGGGGCUCGGCCCUGCCCCAUAGCAAGCGGCAUGGGGGCUCGAUCCUGCCCCAUGGCGCCUCUGGGUGCUCGUUCCUGCCCCACGGCGGCGCCUCUGGGGGCUCAUGCCUGCCCCAAAGCCUCGUGGAGACUUGUUCCUGCCCCAUGGCAUUGUGGGUGCUCGUUCCUGCCCCACGGCACCUCUGGGUGCUUGUUCCUGCCCCACGGCACCGAGGGUGCUCGUCUCUGCCCUACCGUGCCUAUGGGUGCCCAUCCCUGCCCCAUAGCCCCCACAGGUGCCUUUCUCUGCCCCAUAGUCCCCAGGAUGCCCUUUGCUGCCCCAUGGCGCCUAUGGGUGCUCAUCCCUGCCCUAUAGCCCCGGGGGGGGGGCCUCUCCCCACCCUAUAGACCCCUAAGCACCUAUCACUGCCCCACAGCCCUCUUGGGUGCCCGUCCCUGCCCUACAGCCCCAUAGGUGCCCGUCCCUGCCCCACAGCCCCCAUGGGUGCUGUCCCUGCCCCAUAACCUCUGUGGGUGCCCGUCCCUGCCCCAUAGCCCCGUGGGUGCCCGCCCUGCCCCAUGGGCUCCCAUCAGUGCCCCACAAGCCGCAUCCUGCCCCACGGGCUCCUGUCCCGCCCCACAGGCCCCUGUCCUGCCCCAUGGGCUCCUGUCCUGCCCCCACGGGUUCCUGUCCCGCCCCAUGGGCCCCAUCCGGCCCCACGGCCACCCGUCCCGCCCCAUGGGCCCCAUCCGGCCCCACAGGCUCCUGUCCAAUCCCACGGGCUCUCGUCCUGCCCCAUGGGCUCCUGUCCCUCCCCACGGGCCCCGUCCUACCCCACAGGCCCCCAUCCUGCCCCAUGGCUGUCCGUCCCACCCCAUAGGCCCCCAUCCCACCCCAUGGCCGUCUGUCCUGCCCCACGGGUCCCCGUCCUGCCCCAUGGGCUCUCAUCUCACCCCACAGGCCCCCGUCCUGCCCCAUGGCCAUCCAUCCCACCCCACGGCCCCUGUCCUGCCCCAUGGCCAUCCAUCCCACCCCCCAUGGGCUCCGUCCUGCCCCAUGGCCGUCUGUCCCACCCCACGGGCCCCAUCCUGCCCCACGGGUCCAUGUUCUGCCCCAUGGGCUCUCGUCCCGCCCCACGGGCCCCAUCCCGCCCCACAGGUCCAUGUCGUGCCCCAUGGGCUCUCGUCCUGCCCCACGGGCCCCGUCCCGCCCCACAGGUCCAUGUCCUGCCCCAUGGGGGCUCUCGUCCCGCCCCAUGGGCCCCGUCCCGCCCCACAGGUCCAUGUCCUGCCCCAUGGGCUCUCGUCCCGCCCCACGGGCCCCGUCCUGCCCCACAGGUCCAUGUCGUGCCCCAUGGGCUCUCGUCCUGCCCCAUGGGCUCUCGUCCCGCCCCACGGGCCCCGUCCCGCCCCACAGGUCCAUGUCCUGCCCCAUGGGCUCUCGUCCCGCCCCACGGGGCCCCGUCCCGCCCCACAGGUCCAUGUCGUGCCCCCAUGGGCUCUCGUCCUGCCCCACGGGCCGUCCGACCCACCCCUGCGGGCUCCCGGCGCCGCCCCUCCCCCGCUCCUCUUUUGGUUACGUUUCAAUAAAUUGAGGCGAGUUUGGUUUUUCCUUCGUUUUUUUAAUUUCCAGCCGGCUCUCUGUGCGGCGCCGGGGCGUGACGUCAUCGCAAGGGGGCGGGGCCUAGCCGGGCCCGCCUCCCCACCCCACCCUUUCCUACUGCGCACCCAUUGGGCUUCAGCCCCCCCCACGUGGCUGGUGAGCCCCGCCCACAAUUAG